Messenger RNA from Olea europaea var. sylvestris, 2594 nucleotides. Its product is annotated as plant UBX domain-containing protein 8-like. The transcript has 11 exons. Lineage: Eukaryota; Viridiplantae; Streptophyta; Magnoliopsida; Lamiales; Oleaceae. The record is from RefSeq and is a predicted model, not a curated record. Gene Ontology annotation, molecular function: ubiquitin binding. Bases 600 to 2207 code for a protein of 535 amino acids.
CAAUUGAAAGGCAAUUCAGUCUCCACCUCUAUGUAUUCCUAUAAUUCUCGCUAAUCCCAUCUUACACAACGCACAAAAUUCUUCUCAGAGAAAAAAAUUCCGAAUUCUCUUCUUAAUUUGGUAAAAAUUUAUUUUCAUUAAUUUGAAAAUGUCCAGACCUGAUCAAGAAGCAAUUGAUACUCUCAUGAGCAUCACUGGUGUAUCCGAGGCCACUGCUAUUCAGAAACUCGAGACUGAAAAAUAUUUAAUAGUAAUUUUUGUGGACAUGGGUAUCAAACAUAGCUGCCAUUACAUGGUGCAGAAGAAAGAAAGUCCUGUCUAUCAAUGGUCCAGUUAACUAUGCAACUGUUGUAUUUAUAAGCUUUCAAGAUCAGCUCUUGAGGAACUUAACAUCUGAAACUACCGCUUGUGACUUUUUAAUAUUUAUCCACAUUCUUCUUUCCACUUCUUUCUGUCUGCUUCUAACGAGGUAAUGAUAUGUAUUGUGUUGAAAACAGGAGCAUCACGGCAACCUGAAUGAGGCUGUCAAUUCACAUUUCAGUGAAGGAGAUAGAAACAUAACGCAAGAGGCAUCUUUUGCUGCUCCUCAGGAUGAUGUUAUGGAUAUAGAUGACCCCGUUCUGGCUGAAUCUCGCAGACCUUUUUCAUUAUUCCCCUCUGCUAGAGAUUUGCAUCCAUUUUCUUUACUUGAUCCCAGCACCAGAACUUUAUAUAAUAGUGGUACUGGUUUUGGUAGUCGUGCAUCUUUUGUUUCACAUCCAAGAGAGGUGAGGGAGAUCCCAAUUGAAGUGAAGGAUGGGAAUGGACCUGGUGGGCAGUCUGGUACUGCUCCUAUAAUUGAAGAUGUCACUGAAACUGCACAUCAUGGACCAGAAAUACGUGGGACUGUCACAGCAGUUGAUGAUGACGACGAUGAUGAAGAUUAUGUACCAGAUGAACCAAUUACACGUGCUUCUAGGCAUAGGGCACGAAAUAGCACAACGCGUAGUGGACCAAAUAUUCCCGCUAUUGUUGAUGUUCCCGACUACAACAAUGAUAUAGAAGAAGAAAUGAUCCAAGCUGCCAUUGAGGCUUCCAAACGGGAUGCUAGAAUGUUAGAUCAACAAUAUGAUGAUCAACUUGAUAUUAGGAAUCCCACUCAUCAGCCUAGGCAGUCUCACCUAGAAGAUCCUGAGCUUGCACGUGCAAUUUCUUUGUCAUUGAAGACAGCUGAGCAAGAGAAAGUGCCGCAAGAACUGGAAGGAGAAGUUGGAGGGUCAAAACGGGAAGAUCAGAAAUCAGCUGAGGUUGAGGAAUUGGGCAAAUUAACAUCCUCAACUCCAAGGCAACCUUGGUUGGAGGUUGGAAGUCCAUCCAUUCAAGAUGAAGCAGAAGAUGCAGAAGAGCAUCCACUAGUUAGGCAUGGGAGGAGACAAUCACAUAUAUCUUCAGGUUCUGUUGACACUACUACCCAAAAUGUCAAAGUAGAUGUUAACCCACCAUCAAGUCCUCAACAGCGUGAUAGCAUUCGUCAUAUGCAGCAUAAUGGAAGUGACUUCCCGUCUGAUGAGUGGGGUGGCAUCUCAUCUGAGGAACAUGAUGAAGCAGUAAUGCUGGAGGCUGCAAUGUUUGGUGGAAUUCCUGAAGGAAGCGAAUAUCAUGUCCCUUAUGCACCUCGUCCACUCAUGCAGAAUGGUUUAGAUAGACCUAUGGGUCCUCACCCAAGGCAUAUGCUUCGUCCUCCGUCUCCUUCUCUUACUGCACAGCGAUUGAUACGGGAACAGCAGGAUGAUGAGUAUCUUGCCUCAUUGCAAGUUGACAGAGAGAAGGAAUUGAAGGCCCGGGAAGAAGCUGAAGCUGCUUUUGCAGAAGAGAAGCGCAAGGAGGAGGAAUUGCGAAGAAAAAUGGAAGAGGAACAGGAAAUUGAGAGACAAUUAGCAGCAAAGGAAGCUUCCCUCCCUCUGGAACCAACAUCAGAUGAUGAGAAUGCUGUUACUCUUCUUGUGCGAAUGCCUGAUGGCAGUAGGAGAGGUCGGAGAUUUCUCAAGUCAGACAAGCUUCAGUAUCUUUUUGACUUCAUUGAUGUUGGCAGAGGGAUCAAACCUAGCAGUUACAGAUUGGUGAGAGCGUACCCUCGACGUGCUUUUAGUGAUGGAGAGCGUAACUCGACUUUUAAUGAAUUGGGUUUGACCAGCAAGCAAGAGGCCUUGUAUCUGGAGUCAAUAUAGCUUUGUUUAUUUUGUGAACUUGAUAGAAAACCGUUAGUUUAUAUCUUCUAUUCUAAGCCGGGAUUGUGGUUUUGUUGUUUUGAUCGGGAUGGACUAUGACAUGAUUGAUGAAGAUAAUUUGGCAUGCCGAUUGCUAGCAAAAACUGUGUCAAUGGCAUCUCGGUGUUGCUGGGGUCAAGAAAAUAUUCGAUUAGUACGUUGGAAACCAAUUAGACUGCAUUUGAAAAUUCGGCUUCUCCUAAAUUGGAUUCUUUUAAUGCGUGUGCGUGGAAAAGUGAUCAAAAGGGUGUGUUGCACAUUUUGUUCGUUCCAUUGUAUUCUGCACUUUCUGAGUAGUGGUUUUCUUGUGAUUUUGCCCUUAUUCAAAUACUCAUUUCAUUUGGUGUU